AUGUCAAAAGCUUCAGAGUUUUUGAAGAAUAUCCAGAGGCCAAAGUCAGGCCUCACACAUAGCAUCGCAGAUGAUGCUUCCUACUUCAGUGAACUAGCUGAAGAGGAGACCGUAAAUCAUGUCAAAAAUCUUCAGAGUGGCGAAGCCAAUAUUAUGGUGGCAGUCAGAGUCAGGCCUGUGUCUAAAGCAGAGCUGAAAAAGGAGCUUUACCCUAUUGUCAAGGUCAUGGAUGACAAAUUUAUAACAGUACAAGAUCCCUCUACUGGGCCUGGUGACGGAGAAUUCGCAACCAACCAAGCAUCUGGAGGGGUCAAGGAGAAACAAUAUGCUUUUGAUUAUGUGUUUGAUGAGAAUACUGAGCAGAAGACUGUUUUUGACAAGACUACACAGAUCUUACUUGAUGGGGUUCUUGAUGGGUACAAUGCCACGGUCUUUGCUUAUGGAGCCACCGGUGCUGGAAAGACUUAUACCAUGCUUGGGACGCCAACUGAAAAAGGCAUUUUUGGUAACUCCUUCGAAGAGCUAUUCACUCAGAUGGAAGAUCAUAGUAAAGACAAGGAGUUCAAAAUCAAGAUGAGCUUCAUUGAAAUUUAUAACGAAAUGAUUUUUGAUUUAUUAUUACCAAACGAGAAACCUCUCGAGCUAAGAGAAGAUGCUACCAAAGGCAUCCACGUUGCUGGAAUCUCAGAGAUCCGGGCUGAAAGUACUGGGGAAGUCUUAGAACUUCUUCACCUUGGUAAUCAAAACAGAAGUACCGAAGCCACUGAUGCCAAUAAUGAAAGUUCAAGAUCGCAUGCUUUGUUACUAGUCACAGUCGAGCAUAAAGAACGAAAUUCUGGAACUGAGGCUGAAAUUAAAGUUGGGAAGUUCUCAUUAAUAGAUCUUGCUGGGUCCGAAAGAGCUUCCAAUACAAACAACACAGGAAUCCGGCUGGUUGAAGGAGCAAAUAUCAACAGAUCUUUACUAGCUUUAGGUAACUGUAUUACUCUCUUAUACCAAAACAGUGAAAAGAAGAGUAAGAAAUACAUCCCUUUCAGAGAUUCCAAACUCACAAGGCUUUUAAAAGACUCCUUGGGAGGGAACAGUAGAACAGUUAUGAUUGCUAAUAUUUCACCAUGAAAUAGUGUAUAUGAGGAGACUAGCAAUACUCUGAAGUAUGCGAGCCGUGCUAAAAACAUCAAAACAGACGUUCGAAGGAACGUUCUCAGUGUAUCAUUUCACGUGAGUAAAUAUCAAUCUAUCAUAAACAGCCUGAAGAAGCAGGUAAAUGAACUAAAGGACGAGCUAGCCCAGCAAGAUCUAGACAGCACCAAGGAUGCUAAGACAUUCGAUCAACUCCGAAAAGAGAUGGAGGACAACUUCCAGAAAGAAGUCGAAAACAGGAAGAGCUACAUGGAAAAUGAAAGAGUUCUCAUCGAGGCCAGUAUAAAACUCUUCCAGCACAAGACAGAAUUUGAGAAAUAUAACAAAGAGUUUGGCAAAACACAUGUCAAGACUAAGCAAGCUGACGAGAACAUAAAAGCCGAACAAAAAGUGAUAGAGAAAUGAAAUGACAACUUGAAGAAGUACAGAGAAAAAUUACCUCAAAUUAUGAAGAAGAAAAAGAUCAAAGACCUCCAGCUCGCGAUGCUACAGGUCAUUUCUCAAAAUCAUGCAACUUCAAUUGAAAAUAUUACUUUGAAGAAUAAGGAAGAAAUUGAGAUGGGAAAAGCAAAAGCGAAGGAUAUUGAGCUGAAAUAUCUUCAAGAAAUGGUAGCUAUUCGAGAUUCCGUGAUAACACAGACUAAGAAACAACUACAGAACAACCUUGAGACACCUGAAGAUAUUCAGAAAAGAAUGAAAAUUUCAUUCCCAUCGCUUACCUAUUCAAAUACUAAUUUGAGUAACACUAUGAGGAAUCGGAACAGAAGUGUUAGUGUCAGGGUUGAAGGCAAUGGAGGAGAUACAGCUAGUGACCUCAGCAUGCCGACUGUAGUGGGCAAUGCUAAGCAGUAA
Messenger RNA from Moneuplotes crassus, 1995 nucleotides. Lineage: Eukaryota; Ciliophora; Spirotrichea; Euplotida; Euplotidae. The record is from the annotation of a GenBank genome assembly.